Messenger RNA from Xyrichtys novacula (pearly razorfish), 7765 nucleotides. The record is from the annotation of a GenBank genome assembly. Lineage: Eukaryota; Metazoa; Chordata; Actinopteri; Labriformes; Labridae.
AUGACCCUGGAGCGUUAUGUGGCCAUCUGCAUGCCCCUGCAUCAUGAAGAGCUCUGCUCCAUGCGCAGAACUAUGUGCUGCAUCUUCUUCAUACAGGGCCUCAGCACAGUUCCCAGCUUGGUUCUUCUCUUUGCAAUAUUUUCCUCAACACAUAUCAACUUUUAUUUUGAAUACAGAGUAUGUACCAUGCCAAAAAUCACUGUGCAUUAUUGGCAGCAGCAUGUCCACUCAGCUGUGUAUCAGUUUUAUUUCUUGAUCAUGACUGUCAUCAUUGUAUUCUGCUAUGUAAAGAUAAUGAAAGUAGCCAAAGUGGUAUCAGGAGAUAACAAAGAGUCAACACAGAAAGGUCUAAGAACAGUCAUUUUACAUGCCUUCCAGUUGCUGCUCUGUCUGAUGCAGCUUUGGUUCCCCAUCAUAGAAGCUAAUGUCCAUAUAUCUGAUAUUCGGGUUCUUGGGAACAUGAGGUGUUUUACCUAUGUUAUAUUUGUUCUUGCUCCAAGAUGUCUGAGUCCUCUAAUCUACGGCCUCAGGGAUGAAACUUUUUUUCAUGCUCUGAAAUGUAAUCUUCUGUGUGGCUUAUACAAGGAAUCACCAGCUUUUUAAUGAUGAAUUCAACUCACAGUUUUCAAUGACUACUUUAGUGGUGGGCUGAAAUAUCAGUGACAUUUUCAUUUUCAAUUCUGCUGUACUGAAUUUAUCUGCAAUCAACCUUUUUUCUUUUCUUGCUGAAAAUAUGUCAAAGUCAGACCAGUAGUGAGUUAGAAAUCAUAAUGGUAAUUCUUUAUUCUUAACAGCUGCUGAUGUUGCUUUUACUAUCAAUAGCCUACCUGGUUUCUUGUUUUAGGAUGAACUAUGAUUGCUUUAAGAGUGACACUGAACGCAUCAUGACUGAUUCAGAUGACUGUGCUUCUUUUUCAGUCUCAUCUUCAGUUUAAUGUAUACUAAUAUAUGAGUUGGCUCUGAAAACAAUGGACAACUUCUAAAUGUUAUUAAUUAAAUGAAUUUUAUGAAAAUAUUAAAUUUGUAAGAGCUUUUUGUCAUUGCUGAGUUUAACUGAAUGCACACUCUCAUUGAAAGGUUUUAUAAUUGCCUCGUUGAUUUAAUACACACACGAUGAUAACGGAGAACGUCGGUGUUUUUAGACCUAGCCCCUAUUUCCCCGUGUGUUUGUUUCUGCUCGCCUGAUGUGGAGAAUAGUUUCUGAAAUUGAUCAAGUAUUGAGCCGUUCUUUGACUUCCCAGUGUCUCUACUCACGUAUCCUCUAUUGUCUUCCUGGCUGCAACAAGUGAAAUCUCGCGAGACAUCAGAACAGUACUCUCCACAAACGUGAUUUAGUUGUACAAAGAUGUUUUUAGCUAGUUCCGCGGUUGCUAACUACAUCCUCGACCAGCUCCAGAAAUUGUUCACUGUGACAGUCAAAUACACAGAAGCACAUGGGAAAAAAAUACAUUUUUACGAAGUUUAAUUUUUAAAAGUAGGGAUUUUUCUCAGAGUGCUUAUCAAACCAGUCCCCACAGGAAGCUACAGGAUUACUCUCCACCUAUUUCAAGAAAAUGCAACACCAGUUAAUAAGCAAGUCGUCAGAGGGACAUUGUUAGAGAUAAAAAAUAUAUAUAUUAAAUAAAUACAUAGACUUGGGUUCAAGGAAAAGCAAAUGUGGUUAAAAAAAAAACAUGAUCUGAAUAAAUACUCCUUCUCUCCUGUCUUUUGGGAGAUAUGACAAUGAAAGCAUUACUUCAUCUCCAAAUGUAUUUAUUUUCACACAAAAUCAUACAAUUAGCAACACUGAGGUGCAACAGUGGAUCAAUCUCACUGCCAAACACCAAAACAAGAGAUGUUAUUCUCACUUUUCAAUAGCUCUAAAGUAGCCGACACGCAGUGAUCGAGUAAAUAGUGAUAAAUAAUAAUUUAGGCAUCCUUAAAGAAUUAAGUUAUGUUUAUUCCAUGCUUUCCCCUUUUAGCUAUGUCUUGCAGGGUGAACUAUCUUAUAUGAUCCAAAAAGAAAAGAGACAGAGAAGAGGAAUAAAAACAGAAAGUGUCUGUUUGCCUCAGUCCUCUCUAAGAUAAACUUCAUGCACCUCAAGCUCCUCACUAGCUCAUCCAAAAACAGCAUAUUCAGCCAUUCUUUGGGCAACAUAGAUGUUUGUUCUUGCUGCAAUGGAUGUGUGUCCAGCUCCCGGAGACACAUGAAAACAUGGAUUCUGUCAAAAUGCUGCUCAAAUUCAACAAUGAACAAGACAGAAGUUGAGCUUGUUUUAAAUCAUGUGUUUCAGCACUUCAUCCAGCCUUAAAACUAUAGAUGCGCUUCAUCACACAUUUAUUUACCUGAUGUCUGAGCUUCCUUGGCUGCCACUUUUUUUACUUUUAUAAGUAUUUGUUAUGAUCAAAACCAUCAUAACCUAACUUGUAUUUUUUAUUAGCAGUGAAAAUAAAGAUAGUCACUGUAAAUAUGACCAAAUCUUGACUCAUUCAAUGACAUCAAAUGAAAGUUGAAGGUUUUUAGAUACAUACUAUCACAGCUAUGUGAUACCUCUUUCUUAAAACAUAGACAUUUAUACAUUUAUACUUAAACUAUCUGGCCUCCACAGGCAUGAGACACUCAAAGUUAAAUUUCAUCAUUCAGAGGAAAAAGUUCUUGGUGUGAUGUCUUGUCUUGUGUAACUUUGAUGCAAUAAUGACCAUAACAAGUUCACUGUCUGUAUUCCUGUGUGACAAAACAAACUCCAGUGAAACCAAUUUAAGCUGCUGUUUAAUGGUUUCAUUAAUUAUGCAAAGACGUCUCUGUUGGUGCAAAACAUCUGAAGAGUUAGUUAACGCUUCAUCACUGAUUGAAAACUUUAGAUAAAACUAAAAAGUUUGAUGUGAGGUUUUUCUCAAUAUUUUGUUUAAAGUAGGAUUUAUCUUUCAAAACCUCUGAAAUCUAAGUCUUCUUACCUCAUCUCUACAAUCAAAGAUGAAAGAAGAGAAGAGGAAGAAAAUGGGAAAGUACAAGAUGCUUGAUAGACAACAAGGACAGUAGAGCCUCUGCGGGACUUUUUGGGCCAGAGCUGACCCUUGCUGGACUCCGGCUGUAUGCUCUAUUUCCCCUUUGUGCUGCACACUUUCUUAACAUACAUUUUUUUAGCAUGCUGCAAUUAUUAAUACAGAUAAACCCACCCAACUUGUGGAAGACAGCCCAAAUUAUGUCCACCCACCUAAGUCUAUUUGAACCAACCAAAAACUUCUUAAUAGGCCAAAACUACCCAAUCACAACCCAUCCUUGAGAUCUCCCUGGCCACCCCAUCAUUAUGUUUGUUUGUUUUUUGGCUUUUUCUGAUGUGGCACUUGUGUUAAAAUCGACUGUUUCGUCUAUUUGGGCAGAGUAAUGCUGCGUUCAAAUUACCUCGGAAGUUAGACGUCUGAGCUGGGAACAACGUCACACCCAAGUUACAGUUACCAAGUUGGAAGAAAGCAAAAUCAGAGGCGGAAACAAGAUGGCUUCAUCUACGAAAGUUAUUUUAGGGUUUGCCUUGUCCAAAUGCAAUUUGGCUUUUUUCCAACUUGGUAACUGAAACGCUGGUAACUCGGGUGUGACAUCAUUCCCAGCUCAGACAUCUGACUUCCGAGGUAACUUGAACCCAGCAUUUAUCUAGAUCCAGAAUUUUUUUCUUCUUUUGAUGGUGCUUUUGAUUUUUAAAAGUAUUUUGCAGAUGUAUUUUAUAACACUGGUGUGCAGAUGAGUUGGUCCUAUACACUGUGGACAACUUCCUUCCACCAGUUUACAGAUUUGAAGCCGUAAAGCUCUCGGUAUUUCCGCGAUUUUUCUCCAUUUCCUGAAACCAACAUUGCGCAGUAGCAUUGUACGCAUUCAGCCGGAGAGUCGCUGUGAUGACGCUCGGCUCAAACAGCGAAUCCUUCGGGUGAGCUACGCAAUCUUCUUAUGGCCAAGUUGAUCAAGUGUCAAUCAUAGAAACCAUGAACCCCCUAAUAACUUUUAAAAAUGGAGCUGUACAAAGAAAGAGGACUUGAGCACAAACCAGUCUGACAACAACUACAUGUCAACACUGCAAGCAGGGGGGAAAACAUAUAUAUUCUGUGUAAUAGAUUUCUAAAGUUUGUCCACAGCUCCAUAAGCUUUGCUGGGAGAGGCGGGAUUUAUGACCCAUACUGCGGCCCGUCACCAGAGGGUGCUGUUCUUCACCCAGCGAGGAGGCAGACGGCGUCCAACAGUCUAUGGUUGGUCCGUUGAAAAACUGGCAGAUUAUUUUUCUAACAGUCAGACAAUCUGCAGGAGUGUCCCCGUACGUUAAAUUUGGACCUUAAACGAACUUAUCUUUUGAGUUUGUUGUUGUACAUUAAUGCAGGGACCCAGGUGGCCUGGUUUGGACCACCCAAACGGAAAUCCUGAACACGCCCCUGCUCCUUGAGUAGAUGUGGUCCAGUGAAUUUCUUUGCAUGUGAACUGAUGACAUCAUUGAAAGCAGUCCUCCUCCUCCUCCUCCUCCUCUAACAGACUCCUGCUGCUCCUGCUGCUGCUGAAGAUACAGUCAGAGGAAUUAUGCCCUGCCCAGCGGUGGCUUUGCCUGUUUGAUGAGGUGACCUAUGCAUACCAAGUGGUUGUAAGUCCGGGGAUCUCCCCGUGUUUCUGGUAAGUCCAAACCCUCUCCAGACUCGAUGCACCGGGCUGACUCUGAUUCUCCCUCAUGCAUCUGCAGAUAGAGGCAAAAUGGCCAGACUCACACGGUAGCUGCUAGUUGCUACAGCUAACAUCUUCGCCUUGAUGGUUCUCACUUCAGACUGAGUGGAAGCAUUAUUAGGAGAAAUCCGCUGUAAGCUGUGAUCAUGUUGGUUUCAGACUGUGGGAAUGUUUGUUCGCGUUUUUAAAGGAGAUCGAUGCGUAAAGGGGAAAUGCGACACGGGGAGCAUUUCAUUUACAUUCAUCCUUUUCAGCCGGAUUUAUCCCGAAAUCCGGGUUCAUCCUGGUAUCAGGGAUGGAAUUCAACGAUUAAAGCUGAGCAACAGUUUGACAUCAGACAAUGUUCAGAUAUUUAGUUGGAUGCGCACGGAGAGGCCUCGGUACCGGGGCUGUUUUCGGAGGAGAUGGACGGUGCUGCUGCAGAAGAAGAAGAAGAAGAAGAAGAAGGGGCGAAAAUUACAUGUUUCACAUCUAUUCAUGCAUUUCAUGUAAAACCAGACAAAACAAGUGACCAAACAAAGAGAGGCUGUGUUCAAUAAUCUGGAGAUUCAUUAUUCUAACAGCAUGUCGAGUCUCCAUUAGCCUAUCCCCCUCUAAAGGGGCGCUCGGCCCCUGAGCCAAAAUAAUGCAAAUCUCACACUGUGUUCUCAGAGAACGAUGGAGGAAAAGGAGGAACAACAGAGUGAAAUACAAAGAAAUAAAGCUUGAUAAACUGUCAUCUUAUAAAGUUCAGACUGUGCUCAACAUGUGGGGUCUUCACUCCUUUACAUCAGUGAUUCAAAUCUGAAUCAGAUUAUUAUUCCAGGUGAAUGUCAGAUGUAAUCUGUCCUGUGUGCUGUUAGUAUAGGGGAGAGUGGGUUAAGAUGAUCCAUUUUUCAUAUUUCAGAUCACUACAUCAAGUCAAUCAUAGUUUUGUCUCUAACUUGUGUAUCUGCAGAUAUUUUAAGAUGUUGUUCAUCCCUGUAAACCAACAGAGUGAGUGUAAACAGAACUGUCUUGAUGAUAUAGUAUGCGAAAAUAAGUGGUCCCCUAUGGUCAACUUACCCUGUGUAUGGGGUAAGUUGACCAUAGGAGCCGUGUAAGUUGAGCCGUAUCCCUGCUACCUCCCCACUCUCCACCCCAGCCCUCCCUCACCUUCUCUCUCCCUAAAUAACAGUCACUUCUUCACAUUCAUGUGUAUUUUAUCUAUUAUACGCAAUUCAACCGGUACAAUAAUUCUUUUUAUUAUUAUUGUAUAUAACUGAUAAAAAGUGAUUCCGAACAUUCACAGAUCUGUAUUUUUGAAUUUACCCCUGAACUACUAUGAUGACUUUAUUAGCCCUCUAAACUAAAAUGGUGGCGUUUUAUGUUAGGUUUGUGACCUCAUGUUGUAGAUGUUUAGCUACAUGGAUACUUUAUUAAUCCCAGAGGGAAAUUCAGAAAACCUGCACCGGUGGAACACUGUACACACUCUACAAAUACAAAUACUAUAACAAUAUUUACACUAAAUAAUAAAAAUAAAAUCAAAACAGUCUAUAAACAUGACCAUAAGGCAGUAGGCAUUAGGCAGUAGUGCAGCACUACGAAGGCAUUGUUCAUGGAUGGGAUAUAGGAUAUAGAUAUGGGAUGUAGCUCAUAGAUACCACAAUUGAUGUAUAAAACAAAUUUAAAAUGAUCUUUUUUGGUCUGAACACAAUUCUAAUCAAACUUAUUACUGAAUUCACUUUACAGAGUGAAAAAAAGUUUUUAUUGUGAAUAAAUGUCUAACCUAAAUAUUUGGUCACAUGAUCAAUUUCUUUCACCAUUUACAAGCAACAGGGGGUGGCUCAACUUAUCCUUUGGCUCAACUUACCCCACUCUCCCCUACUGUAAUUUAACAUUAAUGUUAUCACUCUCAUCACUCAUUUCUCUUGUCCUGUGAUUUCCACAGUUUAGCAUGAGCAUGGAGGAUUAUGACUACCUGUUCAAAAUAGUUCUGAUUGGAAAUGCAGGAGUUGGGAAGACAUGUCUGGUCCGGCGCUUUACUCAGGUUUGUAUACUGUUUGUAUCCUGAAUCACAGAUUAUAGGAAUAUGAUUAUAUUGACGUUUCUUUUAUUGUAUUAGGGCCUUUUCCCUCCUGGACAAGGUGCUACUAUCGGAGUGGACUUCAUGAUUAAAACAGUGGAAAUCAAAGGGGAGAAGGUCAAGGUAAGCACAAGUUUGACGUAGUUUGAAUCUGUGUUUUUUUAUGAUGGUUGCUCAUCCCAGAUAUUCUUCCUCCCUUUAGCUGCAGAUAUGGGACACAGCUGGACAAGAGAGAUUUCGCUCCAUUACUCAGAGUUAUUACCGCAGUGCCAAUGCCCUCAUUCUUACGUAUGACAUUACCUGUGAGGACUCCUUCAGGUGCCUUCCAGAGUGGCUGAGGGAGAUCGAGCAGUAUGCCAAUAACCAGGUGGUGACUAUAUUAGUCGGUAAGAAGCUUUACUUUGUCGUUUUUUAAACAGCCGGAGCUCUUUUCUUACGAGAUCCUUUGUCCAUUGUGAGAAAAACUAAAUAUGAGUGUGAGCUGGGCUGGUUCUUCAAUGUGAGUGGAAAAAAUGAGAUGAUUUCACAGCUUGAGGACAGAUUUUGAAAACACAAAGCUGCGAUUGUCUUUUAACAACAUUUCAUCGCAGAGUUUUUCAGAGAAUAUUUUUAUUUCUAGAAGAAAAACCUCCAAGACUAACUCUGCCUACGGCGGACCCACACAUGCACGCACACAUGUACACCUCCACAUUUGUUCCUGCUACACCCACCACUCAUCAGAAAGCCAGUCUGUGCCUCGUGAAUGGAUGGUCGAGGGGUCUGAAUGGCUGCUGUUCUGUUCUGUAUGUGUUCCAGGUAAUAAAAUAGAUCUGGCAGAGAAGAGGGAGGUUCUCAGACAGAGGGCUGAGGACUUUGCUGAGUCCCAGAGCAUGCUGUAUCUGGAAACCUCAGCCAAAGAGUCCGACAACGUGGAGAAACUUUUCCUCGACUUGGCCUGUGAACUCAUCAGAGAGGCCAAGCAGAACAAGCUGGAUAACAAUGACACUGCCCCGAUGCCCGGCGAGGGUAAAACCAUCAGUUAUUUGACUUGCUGCAGCGUCAAUUAA